CCUUCCAGCGCACAACCGAAGCUUGUAAGCAGAAGAAAUGGCGCUUCUGUUUAAUUCUUGUCCAAUUUUUUGUAAAACCACAUCAGUCGAUUAACACAACGAACAUACAUCGUUACACUUAAAGCUUCGGUAAACAACAAUAACAAUGUCUGGCUCUGUUUGGAAGAAACCUGACGAAGUUAUGAGGCAAAUGAGAGAAAAGAAAAAAGCCCUUCAAGCCCGAUUUAGUCAUGCGACUACUACAACCAUAACAAAUAGUUACGACAAUGACGAAACAUUGGUCACGCGUUCAGCAACAGUUUCAGCGAAGAGAAAAAAUCCUUUCAGACGUUCCCCAGCCAAGAGACCUAAGCUUCUCGCUGUUACUCAAGAUGAUCAAAGAACAAUAAACUGUGACUUGGUGAGCAUGUUAAAUGCUCCUAAUACAGUUAAAGUGCACAACAAUAAAGAGCAAAUUAUAGAGCUCCCACAAGCUCUUUCCAUAUUUGCAGCAACAACCCCUGUAUGCCAAAAAUUAGAUCAAUAUGCUGUGGAUUGGUCUUUAAAAACAAGAGUUCGAUUCACCUCUAAAACACCAUUUGCUUUCAGUUCCACUCUUAAAACGUCAGAGGAGGCUUCCGGAAUAACAGGUUUCGUGAGGUGCGUUAAUUCACUCAAUUCUGAUGAGUGGAGCACUUUAGACACGUCAACCAACGCUCAAUUUCACCAGUGUUGCCUUCUGUGGCAAUAUCCCUGGUUGCCUUGGCUGUCUUUAUUCCCGCGCGAUACACGAACCCCCAUCACUUCUACCGGCUCCGCUCAAAUUGGCAUGGACUCGAACGUGUCAAACUGUCUUGUCAAUGACUGGUGUGAGAGUUUUCGCUCACUAUUUGGAUUACUUCGUGCAAGACAGUGCCCUUUCUUCUACGUCUGCACUCAUCAGUUUACCGUACUAUUCAGAGCUGCGGGAAUUGGAGGAGUUGCUGAAAUUCAUGCUCUUUUAACUCCUACUACUCGUGGAUUGCGAGACGUGUUGCGAAAAGAAGACAUAUCAUACUCCAUGCCGCUGAAGAAAAGUGGCCAAAAUCAACAGAACUGCACAACGAAUAAUGAUGAAGAUGACGAAAUCAAAGACGCUGACAAAAUAGAUGAUCUUGGCGAUGAAGAUUGCGAUGAAGAUGAUACCGACUGGAUCAAUGAUAUCGGUCUGCACUCUAAUCUUAGAUCGAAAUUGGAAGCUGAAAGAUUACAGGAUGGUGGGCAAGGUACAAGCCAAGGUACUUACUCCGAUUCGCUCCUCCUGAUCGAAGGUGUCGAAACACAAGGAUUGUUCAAUUGGCUAUUGAACAGCAAAUUAUGUCUUUCAAACACUGGUCCUCUCACUGGGAUUCCUCCAACGCUUUUCAGCCCUGUGGCUUUUCACCAGGCCACACUUCGGCCACUCAAGGCACGGCAAGGUUUUCUCAAACAAGAUGGAGAGAAUCUGUGUUCCGUUGAAAUUCAGGGACCUAUCCUACCCCACUCAAUGGUCUCUCUCAUGAAAUUAUUGCAAAGUGGUGAUUUUACAGCUGUUUGUUCAGCCCUUUCGAGCACCAAACCCUUCGCAUCAUUUCAGAGUCCAACAGCUGCCACUUCAGCAUUUGGUAAGGAAAGUCUGAGUGAUUGUGGACUUGAUCGGUCAAGCCUUGAUCUUUUCUGCUCAUCGCAACUCCCGCAAUUUGCUAACGAGAUCCAUUUCCAGAACGGAUGUUUUCAUUUUAACUGAUCUCUUUCAAUUUUAUUAUAUGAAGUGCCCUUUAUAGUUUGCUCGUAGGCUAGUGGAUUUGAAAACAAUCUCUCGGAAAAUCCAAA
Daphnia carinata is the source of this 1830-nucleotide messenger RNA. RefSeq names its product protein downstream neighbor of son homolog (gene hd). The record is from RefSeq and is a predicted model, not a curated record. Gene Ontology annotation, cellular component: nucleus. The transcript is spliced from 6 exons. Gene Ontology annotation, biological process: nuclear DNA replication. The coding region runs from base 146 to 1744 and encodes 532 amino acids. NCBI's taxonomy places the organism in Eukaryota, Metazoa, Arthropoda, Branchiopoda, Diplostraca, Daphniidae.